AUGCAGUCAGGAAUCUCAGCUUCCAAGGAGCUCGUCUCCCAGUUCAACACCCUCCUAUCGUCCGACUCCUAUUUUGGGCUCCUCAUCAACAUCGCCAAUGAAACCCUCAAUCCUCUGGAGCUCCUCAACUCCACGUCAUCCGACUUCGCCUCCAAUCUGUCCUCGCUGACCCCCACCUCGACCCCAAGCAACCUCUCUACAUCCUCCUGCGCCGCUACCCCACCUCGCCGCGUCUCGUCGCCGUCACCUACAUCCCCGACACCGCCCACGUCCCACUUUCGGGAAACCAUCUUCGCCACCACCGCCGCCGAGCUCACCCCGGAGGGCUUCAGGAAGCACGAUGCCCAUACCAAGCUGGAGGCGCCCCUUACCGAAGAAGAGCAGAGCCUCGGCGCCGUCAAGAGGGCUGAGAUGGAGGCCGGCCUAGGCAGCGGGAAGAAGGAGAUUCACCUCAGCAAGCACUUUGCCAUGCCAGUCAAGCAGGAUGCGCUGGACGCUAUCUCUGACCUCGGCAACGGAGGACGCACCGUCGUCAUGCUGAAAAUCAACCCCGAGACGGAGAACGUCGAGCUCAUUCCCGAAAGCCCAAGCCCGAGUUCCAUCUCGGAAUUGACACAAGCCAUUUCGGAUAAGGAGCCCCGCUUCACCUUCUACCGCUUCACCCACAACCACAACGGAGCCGAGUCAAGCCCAAUCUUAUUCUUCUACACUUGCCCUGCUACUGCGGGCGCGCGGUCAAUCAAGAGCCGCAUGCUCUACCCGCUGAUGAAGAGGGCCGUCCUCGAGGUGGCCACAUCCAGCUGCGGAAUCGAACUUGAGAAGAAGUUCGAAGUGGAGGAGCCUAGUGAGCUCACUGACGAGACCGUACUGGCCGAGUUGCAUCCUGUAGCCCAGGUCAGGCAAGGGUUCAGCAGGCCUAAGCGUCCCGGCAGGUAA
Messenger RNA from Parascedosporium putredinis, 936 nucleotides. The record is from the annotation of a GenBank genome assembly. NCBI's taxonomy places the organism in Eukaryota, Fungi, Ascomycota, Sordariomycetes, Microascales, Microascaceae.